Chenopodium quinoa (quinoa) is the source of this 2391-nucleotide messenger RNA. RefSeq lists its product as uncharacterized. NCBI's taxonomy places the organism in Eukaryota, Viridiplantae, Streptophyta, Magnoliopsida, Caryophyllales, Amaranthaceae. The record is from RefSeq and is a predicted model, not a curated record. Gene Ontology annotation, molecular function: DNA binding; DNA-binding transcription factor activity. The coding region runs from base 215 to 1315 and encodes 366 amino acids. The transcript has 5 exons.
ACUGAUCAAAGAGGUCGUCUCUUAGCUACUAGUCAUCAAUCAUGCUUUCUUAUUCUUAUUAUUCUUUUUCUCUACUAAUUAAUAUAAUUUCAUCCUUACAUAUAUUCAUAUAUUUUCUUUUUAGUCCAACAAAAGUAAUGUUCUUAUUCACCUAACUUAUUAGAAUUUUAGUCUUGGAAGCAAAAAAACUAGGAGAUCAAGAAAAAAAAUAAUAAUGCAAGAAAGGAAUGAUGAUCAAAGCGAGUGCUCGAAAACGAAUCGUUGUGAUCAAGAAGGUGAGGAGGAUCAAGACGAUGAAGAAGAGAGCGACGAAAAUGAUGAUGAAAGAACAUUUAACAAUAGCAAAAAUAAUGGAGGGUGUUCAAGCAAUAGCACAGUUGAAGAAACAAGUGAUGAGUUGAAGAAAUCAAGUUCAUCUACCGUUAGGCCUUAUGUUCGAUCUAAAACGCCUAGGCUUCGAUGGACACCCGAUCUCCACCUUCAAUUCAUCCACGCCGUUGAAAGGCUUGGUGGACAAGAUAAAGCAACACCUAAGUUAGUCCUUCAGCUUAUGAACAUCAAAGGACUAAGUAUAGCUCAUGUCAAGAGUCAUCUACAGAUGUAUAGGAGCAAAAAGAUUGAGGAUGAAAGUCAAGCAGGAUCAUGUGACCAAAGACAUCUUUUUGAAGUUGGAGAUUGCAACAUCUUCAACCUUAGCCAGAUUCCUCUGCUACAAGGCUAUUGCCAAGCUUCAAGUUCCAGUUUCAGAAACGUAGGCCCUACAAAGACCACACAUCAAAAUUGGAUGCAUGAUUUGUACACAAUAGACAUGGACUCGAGGGUGAAUAACAAUGUACGGGCAAGAUUUGGAAAUGAACUACAUCCUCGGCAAAUCAUUGAGCAAGCUCAUCAAGAGCCAAGACCAAUCCUUUACCGUGAUCAAACAAGGCAAAACCCGAGCACACGGCCAAUAACAAGGGACUUAAGUCCAAGGAUGCUACACCCUCUACACAAAGAGAUACUAGAGCAGGAAAAGUUCAUUAUUAGUAAUAGUAAAGAUAGUCUUCAAAAUCGAAUGGCGCUCAAGAGGAAGAGAGUAGAUUGCGAUGGUAAUAUUGACUUGGAUUUGUCACUAAAACCACCAAGGAGAGAAAGUGAAGCAAUUAUUCUUGACGAUGAGGAAGUUGAUAAAAGUAUUAGCUUAUCUUUGUUUCUCCAUCACACGUCUUCAUCGUCCACAUCGAAGCUCGAUAACAAGGUUAGGGAAGGAGGUGAUAGUAAUAAUAAGGAGGAAUAUUGUGCAAGAGGGACAAGUACCCUAGAUCUGACUUUGUGAAUGAGACAUUUUUAUUCUAAGUGAGAUCUUGAUCAGGUACUUGUUCUAGAGUUAUGCAUCAAUUUUCCUUCAUUCAAAUGUCACUGUUAGUAGUAACUAUCUUCAAAAAGGUAAUAACAACUUAUCACUUUUUGGGUGUAUGUUACUUCUUCAGUCCUAUCCAUUUGCACCAUUUUCUUCUUAAUUUGAGAUUUUUUUGACUCUUUAAUUUGUAUAAAGUCUAAAAGAUAUUAGCUCUAAUUUGUGUGAAUUAACGUGUAUUAAAUGUCCUAAAAGUGCAAAAACUUUUGCUAAUUAUACAAACAUUAUUAUUUGUUUCAUGAUUAAGCUAUAUUCGUACAUCAUAUUCAAUUAGUUACCUAAACUUAAUGUAAUGCAAGUGGAUUACGAGAUUAAACAUCACUUAAUCGUGAUUAUUUUCAUUUAUUUAUCCCUAAGCCCUAUGACUAGAGGCCUAUAAAAUGUCUCAGAGUUUUUUAUUUUAUUUUUAUUUUUAAAAUUUAAUGUUUAGAUAUCAAGCCUGUCUUAUGUUAUCAAUUUUAGUACGAAGUAAUCAUGUUUUUAAUAUAUAUUUUAUUUUCACAAUAAUAAAUUUAGUCACGCUUUUCUCUACUUUGAUGUUAGACAUUUGGCAAUGUAAAUUGUUAAUACAUUAGAGCAUAAUUUUAAGUGUUGGCGAUGUAUGUGUAUAUCGAUUCUAAUAUUCAUGAGCUACAUAUGAGAGUUUGCUUUGUGCCAUGAGUAUUAGCCUAUGUUGUAUGGAAUAAUGGAAAUGACCACAGAUGUAUUUAAUAACUUAUACUACUAUGUAUUUAAAAAAUUAACACUAUAUAUACUGUGUUCAAAAUAAAUACUCCGGACUUUGUAUUUAAUGUAUAUCGGAUAUUAUCCUCAUAAUUAACUUGUCAAACUGUAUAAGCUAGCUAACCAAAGUGUUUAGAAUAUGACACUAAUAAUGACCUACUAAUUGAGUUUUUGAUUAAUAGCUUACUUGAAUUUAUGUCUAAUGAUAUACCGUGUCUUGGUUACUUUUAGUUACAUACAUAUAAAGACCAUAUGUUUCUAUCUUAUAAAUU